GGUUUUGUGGCAGAGCCACUCGUUUCCAUUCACUUACGGCGAGCGCGAGACAGAGAGAGAGAGAGCGAGGAUUCCAUGGCGCCGAAGCAGAGAACCCCAAAGGUGAGCAGGAACCCCGAUCUGAUUCGCGGGAUUGGGAAGUACUCGAGGUCUAAGAUGUACCACAAAAGGGGUCUUUGGGCUAUCAAAGCCAAAAAUGGUGGCGUUUUCCCUCGCCACGACGCAAAGCACAAGGCACCCGCUCCGGUGGAGAAGCCCCUCAAGUUCUACCCCGCCGAUGAUGUCAAGAAGCCUCUUGUAAACAAGCGGAAGCCUAGGCCCACCAAGCUCAGGGCGAGUAUUUCACCGGGUACUGUGCUGAUCAUACUUGCUGGGAGGUUCAAGGGAAAAAGGGUUGUUUUCCUGAAGCAGCUUACAUCCGGGUUACUUUUGGUCACUGGUCCGUUCAAGAUUAAUGGUGUUCCUCUAAGACGUGUGAAUCAAUCUUAUGUGAUUGCUACUUCGACGAAUAUUGACAUUGCUGGAGUUAACGUGGAUAAGUUUGAUGACAAAUAUUUUGCGAAGGAAGUUCAGAAGAAGAAAAAGAAAGGAGAAGGGGAGUUUUUUGAGGCAGAGAAAGAGGAGAGAAAUGUGCUCCCACAAGAGAAAAAAGAUGAUCAGAAAGCUGUUGAUGCGGCAUUGUUAAAAUCCAUUGAGGGAGUUUCAGACUUGAAGGCCUACUUGGCUGCAAGGUUUUCUCUCAAGGCUGGCAUGAAACCUCAUGAACUGAAGUUUUAGAUGAAGCACGGGCAACUUAAGGGACUGAUUCUCUUCAUUACUCCGUUUACUUUUUUUGAACUUGGUCAUGGCCGUUGUACCCUUCUAGUUCCAUUGGUAAUUGACGGUUACAUUCUCUGUGGUUUGUUCAAUGGAUUUUCCUUUUUCCAA
Messenger RNA from Carya illinoinensis, 927 nucleotides. Its product is annotated as 60S ribosomal protein L6-like. The transcript has 4 exons. Gene Ontology annotation, molecular function: structural constituent of ribosome; RNA binding. Lineage: Eukaryota; Viridiplantae; Streptophyta; Magnoliopsida; Fagales; Juglandaceae. Gene Ontology annotation, cellular component: cytosolic large ribosomal subunit; ribosome. The coding region runs from base 76 to 777 and encodes 233 amino acids. The record is from RefSeq and is a predicted model, not a curated record. Gene Ontology annotation, biological process: cytoplasmic translation; ribosomal large subunit assembly.